Lotus japonicus is the source of this 1556-nucleotide messenger RNA. RefSeq lists its product as uncharacterized. The transcript is spliced from 6 exons. Lineage: Eukaryota; Viridiplantae; Streptophyta; Magnoliopsida; Fabales; Fabaceae. Gene Ontology annotation, biological process: microtubule cytoskeleton organization. The record is from RefSeq and is a predicted model, not a curated record. Bases 309 to 1340 code for a protein of 343 amino acids. Gene Ontology annotation, cellular component: cytoplasmic microtubule. Gene Ontology annotation, molecular function: microtubule binding.
UGUCCAUCGCGAUCACAUGCAAAUGCAGUAUUUAUUAUUAGCCUCCAAAUUUGCCGGCCCCGGUCCAGUUCCUUCAAUACGGCGUCGUUUUAGGCCUCGAAACUCUUGUCUAUUUCCUUCUCUUCUCUCGUCGGUUACUAUAAACGCAACCCAAUCAUCUCUCUUUCUUCUUCUUCUUCUUCUUCACACUGAGUUGACUCGGUCUUCGUAACUCGCUCUCUGGUCUCAGCUACUCAUCGCUGUUUCUGCAUUUUCUCCUCCGAUCACUCUCUCUCUUCAUCCGGUGUGUAAGACUGAAGCUGACAGCGAUGUCAGAGAAUGCUCUUAGGGAUCUCAAUACAAUUCCUGGAGCUGAAAGGAAGAAUGAGGACUCCAGUAAGGCCUGUUUAACCAAGCCUUCCGCUGACAAUGCUGGUGAAAAUGCCGAAGAACGACAAAAGAAAAAGAGUUGCGCCUCCUUGGAUUCUCCAUCUGUUAAUGGAAACCAGGAUGGGACUGCUAAUUCUGGUGUAGAGAUUAUAGAAGUAGAAUACAUUGAUUCUGAGAACUUGAAUGAUCUAGAAGAUGUUGAUACUUGUCUCAAGACCCUCUUAUCUGGACUUGACUCGAAGGAUUGGGUCCUGCUUUGUGAUUCAUUAAAUAAUGUACGCCGUUUAUCUAUAUUCCACAAGGAAGCAAUGCUUGAUAUGCUGGGGGAUGUGAUCACAUCUAUUGCAAAGUCCCUGAAAAAUCCUAGAAGUGCUGUUUGCAAAACUGCCCUUAUGACCUGCGCUGACAUUUUCAGUGUUUAUAAUGAUCUUAUAAUAGAUUCACUGGAUCCUCUUCUAGUACAGCUUCUUCUCAAGUCUUCCCAGGACAAACGCUUUGUAUGUGAGGCAGCGGAAAGAGCCUUGAUAUCAAUGACUACUUGGAUUUCUCCUAUUACUUUGUUGCCAAAAUUGCAACCAUGCCUUAAGAACAAGAAUCCCCGUAUUCGUGCAAAGGCAUCAAUGUGCUUUUCUCGAAGUGUUCCACGACUGGGUGCAGAAGGCAUAAAGACAUACGGGAUUGACAAAUUGAUCCAAGUAGCUGCAGCACAGUUGAGUGACCAGCUCCCUGAGUCCAGGGAAGCGGCUCGAGCUCUCCUCAUUGAGCUUCAAAAUGUGUAUGAGAAAUUUCAGGAUCUUAUGCCAGCUACUGUCUCUGAGCAGCCGGAAACUGUCUCUGAGCAGCCGGAGACUGUCUCUGAGAAGCCGGAGCCAGGAUCUUGGGAGAGCUUCUGCCAGUCACAACUUUCUCCUUUAAGUGCUCAAGCUGUACUUCGUGUUACCAGUAUCGCUAGGGAAGGUCUUGUUUCAUGACAUACGCAUAAGCUUCACUUACCAUACUUCACGAUUUCCUGGUUUGCUUGUCAUUUUUCUUCUGUAAAUACAGUGCGACAAUUGAGAUGAUUGAGUUGCUGUCGAAGCACGUAUGAGCUGAAGAUUUAUGAUGUAUUUUUUCCCUAGUUGUGGUUACCUAUGUUACCUUGAUUCAUAUUUGAUAGAUAUAUAAAUCACGUUAAUUCCGUUGUUCCA